Cooperia oncophora is the source of this 435-nucleotide messenger RNA. NCBI's taxonomy places the organism in Eukaryota, Metazoa, Nematoda, Chromadorea, Rhabditida, Trichostrongylidae. The record is from the annotation of a GenBank genome assembly.
AUGACCGGCUGUGCUACAUUAUGGUAUAUGCUGGCGAUUACACUACUAGUUGGAGUUGCUACUCGCUCGACAUUUGUUUUGAGUUCUAUCUGUGUUACUCCUUUUGCACUGACAGUGCUGUUUCUUAUGUUUAAGAAUACACCUGUUAAUAAUCAAGACAAAGCAAAUUUCUUCGCUGGAUUGAGGAUGGGUGGUCAUCGAGGGUCCCCGUACGAAGCACCAGAAAACACAAUAGAAGGAUUCGGAAUGGCCAAACAGUCGAAGUGUGAGUUCGUGGAGUUCGACGUACACUUGUCAGCAGAUGGCGUGCCCGUACUGAUUCAUGAUGAUUCUACCGGCCGCACUUCCAAGGAGGACGUGCUGAUCAGACAGAAGACUGCUAAAGAAAUUAAGAACAUACGUUUGAAAAUAAUCAGGUAUUCAAAUUUGGCCUGA